UUUUCAGAUUACACCCACUAUCUCAAGUUUUGGAUCGAACUAAUCCAUUAAUGCAAAUAGUUCAUGGGAGAAAAUUGAGUUAUUUGGGCCCUGGAGGAUUGACAGGGCGAACUGCUAGUUUUCGGAUACGGGAUAUCCAUCCUAGUCACUAUGGACGCAUUUGCCCAAUUGACACGUCUGAAGGAAUUAAUGUUGGCCUUACUGGAUCCUUAACAAUUCAUGCGAGAAUUGGUCAUUGGGGGUCCCUAGAAAGCCCAUUUUAUGAAAUCUAUGAGAGAUCAAAAAAAGUGCAGGUGCUGUAUUUAUCACCAAGUAGAGAUGAAUACUAUAUUGUAGCGGCAGGAAAAUUUUUGGCGCUUAAUCGAGGUAUUCAAGAAGAACAGGUUGUUCCAGCUAGAUACCGUCAAGAAUUCCUGACUAUUGAAUGGGAACAAGUCCAUCUUCGAAGUAUUUUUACCUUCCAAUAUUUUUCUAUUGGAGCUUCCCUCAUUCCUUUUAUCGAGCAUAAUGAUGCGAAUCGAGCUUUAAUGAGUUCUAAUAUGCAACGUCAGGCAAUUCCACUUUCUCGGUCAAAAAAGUGCAUUGUUGGAACUGGGUUGGAACGCCAAGCGGCUCUAGAUUCGGGGGCUCUCGCCAUAGCUGAACACGAGGGAAAGAUCAUUUAUACCGAUACUGACAAGAUACUUUUAUCGGGCAAAGGAGAUAUUCUAAGCAUUCCAUUUGUUAUGUAUUAAUGUUCUAACAAAAAUACUUGUAUGCAUCAAAAACCACGGGUUCCGCGAGGUAAAUACAUCAAAAAGGGACAAAUUUUAGCAGACGGUGCUGCUACAGUUGGUGGCGAACUUGCUUUGGGAAAAAACGUAUUAGUAGCUCAUAUGCCAUGGGAGGGUUACAAUUCUGAGGAUGCGGUACUCAUUAGCGAGCGUCUAGUAUAUGGAGAUAAUUUUACUUCUUUUCACAUACGGAAAUAUGAAAUUCAGACUCAUGUGACAAGCCACGAUCCUGAAAGAAUCACUAACGAAAUACCGCAUCUCAAAGCCCACCUACUUCGCAAUUUAGACAAAAAUGGAAUUGUGAUGCUGGGGUCUUGGGUUGAGACGGGCGAUAUUUUAGAAGGUAAAUUAACGCCUUAGAUGGCGAAAGAAUCGUCGUAUGCCCUGGAAGAUAGAUUAUUACGAGCCAUACUUGGCAUUCAGGUAUCCACUUCAAAGGAAACUUGUCUAAAACUACCUAUAGGUGGUAGGGGUCGAGUUAUUGAUGUGAGGUGGAUCCAG
Molecule: messenger RNA, 1274 nt
Organism: Alnus glutinosa
Lineage: Eukaryota; Viridiplantae; Streptophyta; Magnoliopsida; Fagales; Betulaceae
Product: DNA-directed RNA polymerase subunit beta-like
Exons: 1
Coding region: 51-734 (227 amino acids)
Biological process (GO): DNA-templated transcription
Molecular function (GO): DNA binding; DNA-directed RNA polymerase activity; ribonucleoside binding
Source: RefSeq, a predicted model, not a curated record